AUGUACCGAGAGCCUGAUCAUCACUGUGCGAGGUGGACUGAUCAGAAGGCAAACGAAGAGACCGCGCCGCGUGAUGAUAUUCCUUUCCAUUUCACUAUCAACAUGCCCGCCUCUACGUCCCCACAUUCCAUCACGGCCAUCACCGAUGCUGCCCAACAGGACCAGCGCGAGCAGCCCUGGAAGAAGGUCAUGGCCAGCGCCGCCUUCAAUAAACCUUCUUCCGCCGACGAUAAGGAGGUCGUCAAGACCGGAGGCCCCUGCGACGUUCUGACCAACUUCUUUGCGGCCUAG
Messenger RNA from Amorphotheca resinae ATCC 22711, 291 nucleotides. RefSeq lists its product as hypothetical. The transcript is spliced from 2 exons. Bases 1 to 291 code for a protein of 96 amino acids. The record is from RefSeq and is a predicted model, not a curated record. Lineage: Eukaryota; Fungi; Ascomycota; Leotiomycetes; Helotiales; Amorphothecaceae.